This is a messenger RNA of Symsagittifera roscoffensis, 952 nucleotides long. RefSeq lists its product as uncharacterized. The record is from RefSeq and is a predicted model, not a curated record. The transcript is spliced from 3 exons. Lineage: Eukaryota; Metazoa; Xenacoelomorpha; Acoela; Convolutidae. The coding region runs from base 397 to 864 and encodes 155 amino acids.
AUUUGAGCAACUGGCCGUGCACUCAUUACGACUUACUUUGAUAAUAUAACAUGUGGCUUUUAAACUCUGGUCUGUUUGUUUUUACACAUUUAUAACAUACAAAAUCACUGUCUUACCAACCAUUGAUUUUGAGCUAGAAAACAUAUUAAAUUAGGCGCUGUUUAAAUUGAAUUACUCUCGAAGCAGCAUUGUUCACAGUUAGAGAAGUUUUGUCAAAUUUAUUAAUUAAAUUCAGCUUACUUCAAAUUGAGCUUAUAUCCAAAAAAUUACAUCAUUUCAGAAAGAUUUUAUCGCUUGUUUCUUCUGUUUUGCUGUUUUUUGCGCUUAAUGUUUUUUGCGCUAUUCUCUAAAAAAACUCAAAAUUCUCAAGAUUGCUAGUAAUUUUUUUGGUGAAAAAUGAGUGAAAGUGAUUUUUCUUAUUUUUCGAACCAAGUCAUUGCCUCUGACAUCCACUACAGGCCUAUUUCUACGCCUGACAUCAUCCGAGAGGAACCUGAAAGGUACCACGAGGGCCUUUCGCGAUCCAGCGUGCAACAGUUCAACUAUUUGGCCCAGGCAUACAACAACACCCCUCAAAAAAGGACACAGCUGUAUCCCUAUCGUCGGGCUCUUCAGAAGCAAACAAAGAUGCCAGCUGUCAAUCCAAAGUUGGUGAUCAAGUAUGGUCAGUGGCUCAACAGUCCACGAGAUGUGGGUUACAAACUGGACAUGGAGAGUAAAAGGGACAUCUUGGCUGAGUCAUACAGGUCCAAACACAAGGAAAACUUCAACAAGUACAGUCGGGGAAUGAUUGUCAAAACUCCGAGAAAACAGAAAAAAAGUCAGCCUGAAGAAAAGCCAAAGCAGCAAGAGAAUGAAGAUUGAAACAAGCUAAUAAUAACAGUGUAUUUUCAAAAGUAAGGUGUAUUUCAAGAUUAAUUGUGUAAAUUUUGGCAGCUUGAUGUUUCCCAUA